Messenger RNA from Phycomyces blakesleeanus NRRL 1555(-), 1005 nucleotides. RefSeq lists its product as hypothetical. Gene Ontology annotation, molecular function: RNA polymerase II cis-regulatory region sequence-specific DNA binding; DNA-binding transcription factor activity, RNA polymerase II-specific. The transcript is spliced from 7 exons. The coding region runs from base 1 to 1005 and encodes 334 amino acids. The record is from RefSeq and is a predicted model, not a curated record. Lineage: Eukaryota; Fungi; Mucoromycota; Mucoromycetes; Mucorales; Phycomycetaceae. Gene Ontology annotation, biological process: positive regulation of ribosomal protein gene transcription by RNA polymerase II.
AUGAUGGAGGCCCAGGUGUCUACUUCUCGCAAAGCUGAAGUUAACAGACCAGAGAACACAAAGAGAAGCUAUGCUCCUAAGCAAAAAGAGUAUAAAGAUUGGUGUGAUGAAGCUUUCUCGAGCAUUUCCCUCAAAAAUUGCUACACUGUAUAUGGAGAUAAGCUCCAUUUGUUUCUUAAAGACUGUGUUGUCAACCGAACCCACAGAAGAGACACUGGAAAAACCAUCAAGUAUGGAACUGCAAUGGCCUAUCUUGCUGCUAUUGUGGAUAUGUACCAGAAGCAAGUUAAAGUCGCUGUUGGACAACAUGAAGUUCACAAUGAGCGUGCCCAUCGUGCUGAAAACCAGGACCGUGGCCUUGGAACUCUGGUGGAUGGAUACACCACAGAGAAUGAGAUUGCUAGCAUUGUUAGCUAUUAUUUCUUGAGAUCAAGCGGAGGGCACCCAUUGUGGCAGCAUGGUGUAUUCCAUGAUCCCAAAUACAUCGAGUUCAAGAGAUCAGUCAAGGCUUUUGUGGAGACAGAUGUCGAGCCUACUGACAUCCUUUUGCAGAGAGCACUUCCUCUGAUGGCCAGAAAGUUGGCUGACAUGCAGAAUGCGGACAGCGGGUUUCGCAGAGAAGUUCUGCGGGAGUUUGGUGUUCUUCACCAGAAGAUUGACGACUUGGUAUCUGGGAGAAUCCCUCUUUGGUCCCUUCAAGAAGAUGGAGGGGAAAGAGGUGAAGCUAGAUCAACAGAGGUCCAAGCAUUUCCAGUCCCAGCCAACAACUCUGGACCAAUUUCCCAGCUGUCAGACAUACCUGUUCGGUAUAGAAUGAGCAGAGAUGUGCAGACGGUGCCUGACUUGUGGAGAGAAUGGCAUGUGGGACUCUCUGGCUGUGUCUCCAUACACGAGAUGGAGACGAGACGUAAAAGAAUUGUCAAUCGUAUUAAGAAAUAUAUGGUUGACAAUUCCUCACUGGUUGGCUCGUUGUCUGAGUCUGUAACCCCACUAAAAACUCUGUGA